AUGCAUGUAUCUGAAUCCAAAGUUAAAAUGAAGAAAUAUGUAUUCUCAUUUGCUGCAUCGGAGUUUGUAAAUUUUCGUUGGAUUGAAUUCAAGUCUUUGGCUGAAAUUGAACAACUCAAUUAUGCAGUUAGUGCAUCCAAAGAUGAUUGGUUGAGACCAUAUAUCAUAAUCGAGAUGGAAAACGAUGAAGAUGUUUUGUCUAUUAUUAAACGUAGUGUACUAAUUAAGUCUGCUUUUCAUUUGUGGUGUGAAGCAGCAACUUUAACAGAAUUAGUUGAACAAGUCGCCAAUCUUCCUGAUAAGCUGGUAGAUCCGUACCUAAAUAGUUGUGAUACUUUCAAAAUAGUCUUAAGUUCUGCACAUAAGAGGAUUAAACAAGAAGAAAAAGUACCUAUAAUAGAAACUAUCCUUGAUGCUCAUAGACGAGUCGACGCUCAAGUUUCUUUGUCAUCACCAGAUCAUCAAAUCAACAUUUUACUAGAAUAUACACCUAAAAAUCUUGGAAAAAAUACAAUUAAUUCUGGAGGUCGUUUAUGUAGACUACUAUAUGGACGGCUAAUUGGAAGUAGUAUAAGAAAAAAUAUGAUGAAUGAUUAUCGUCUGUCAGAAAGAGCUCAUUUAGGCAAUACAACAAUGAAUGUGACGUUAGCAGCAAUAAUGGCUAAUGUUGGACUGUGUCAAAAAUCAUCAUUUGUAUGGGAUCCUUUUAUUGGGACAGGAAGUACAGUCAUAGCAGCAUCGGUGUGGGGUUCAUUCGGUGGUGGUUCAGACAUAGAUUAUUCUGUACUGCAUGGAAUAGGAAUGUCACCAAAAGCUGGUCAAGAAAAACGUUGUGGUGAAACACUAAGAUCGAAUUAUGAACAAUACAAAUUAGAAUCACGUUAUUUAGAUGUUAUGGUAGCUGAUAUUGUAUCAUUACACAAAUUUCUUCGUAUUCCUCAUGGGGGUCUAUUCGAUGCGAUUAUAACUGAUCCACCAUAUGGAUUUCGUGAACGUAGCUGUAAAGUAUCCGAUCAACCAAUUGAACGUAAACCUACUCUUGUCACUAAAAAUCGACUAGCUGAAAUUAUGGGUGUCAUGCAUAUUGGUGAUGAAAAUCACAAAGAUGAAAUGGAUGCUGAUUCUUUAGUGUUAGUACCACAUGAUUUACCACAUUUCCCACAUAAAGAAAUUUAUCCAGUGAAUAAAAUUUAUCAAGAUUUAAUGAAUUUAUCAGCUUAUUUACUGCGUCCUAAUGGACGUUUAGUAUUUUGGAUACCAGUAAUACGAUCUGAAUUUAUGGGUGUUAAAUCAUUGCCUAAACAUUCUAGUUUUCGUUUGAUUGCAGCUUGUGAACAAACUUUAAAUACUCGUAAUUCAAGAUAUUUAAUAGUGAUGACCAAAUUAGAAGAAACCAGUCAACAUAUAAUCAAUAUUCAAUCUGAUGAAAAUGAUGAUUUAAUAUUUCCAGCUGUUUAUUCGAAAUGA
Schistosoma turkestanicum is the source of this 1467-nucleotide messenger RNA. Lineage: Eukaryota; Metazoa; Platyhelminthes; Trematoda; Strigeidida; Schistosomatidae. The record is from the annotation of a GenBank genome assembly.